GGUGCUAAAUGUGUAUGGCUGGAAUACAACUCAAAUUUUUGAGCCCAGAUCCUUAGACUUAAAGGCCUCCUAAAGGUUUAGCAGUGAAAAAUGGCCGAGAGUGUGUGUGUCGAUGGCAAACGUCAUUCAAAGUUAACUAGUCCACCAUUCGAUCAUAGUCCAAGUAUACAGCUAUAAUAGUCGAUUGUAGUUCGUGUGUAAAUAGACGUUUUAGCAUUAAAUAACGAAAAAUGUAACGAAAAUAAGAGAUCAACGUAGAAUUUCUGAGCCUCUGAUGCACACUGAGAUAACCUUACGUUGACGCAGUUCCAUUGAAUUGUGUUGUGACCAGGUAUUAAAACCGAGAAAACAAUCUGUUGCAUAGAAGUAUAAAACAUAAGAAGCAACAUUUAGCGCAAAUCUGUAAGUUCCGCCUGAAUAACCAAAGUUUCUUUAAAAUAACAGAUGUUAUUUUAACCUCACUUCCACCGAGAUCUAAUUGCUGACAUGCAAUCACUUGAGUUGAUUGAAAAAUUAUGAAACCUAAUAUUGGAAAUGAGGAGAAGAGCAGCGUAAAAUCAAAAAUAAUUAGAACGAAAAUUGAACUUGGUAAAAAUGAUUUCGUUGCUCAGAACAGGGAUGUUGGCGGGGAUCAAAAGAGACGUAUUGAUAAAAGAGUCUUUGCAACAGCAAUUGAACGCCAGCGUCAUAGAAAUUCAGGGCGUUGUAGAGGGGCAGGAAAAGCCUCAAGUCGAAAACUGCGAGGAGGCAAAUAUGCUGUGCUUCGUUAUAGAAGCAUUAUUUUUGCACGGGCUAAAAGACACCCUUCUGAAUCGUGUCACAGAGGCCUUGAGUGGCCCAGACUUUGACGCUAUGCCACAGCCAAGCUUUUGGGGACCUCUGCUUGUUUUAUCUCACAGACAAAUUAUAGAUCAAAUUCAAGGACUUACGCAAAUCACAACCGAGGUUGGCUACUGUAGAGCGUGGAUCCGUUUGGCCUUGAACGACGGACUCUUGUCCAGCUACUUUGCGUCAAUACGCAGAGACAAUUCCGUUCUGAAACCAUACUACAACCGUUCUGCCUUUUUGAGGGACCCUGACCUAGCUCACGUAGCUCAGAGACUGAUCGAAAGUAUCGAUCACAUCCCGUUUGAUCUCGCCUGCAAUACUAGUUUGUUGAACAUCUGGUCAAAUACGCCGUUGCUCAUGGCUGCCAUUUGGUCCCCCACAUUAAAGUCUUGUCCAGUUUCUUCGGCAGUUGACAUAGCCAAGACUAUCAAUAGCGAGCGUACCCAGGCUAGCAACUUCGACAGCGUUGAAACUACAAGCCUCAGAGGAAGUCACGGUUCGCUUAACAAGUUUGGUGUUAUGAGCGAAGACGAGUUGCGUAAGAUUAAACUGGGAAAAGGAAAGCGUUUUAAGUCCGUUGUUCAAACAUCGAAUACCAUGGUUCAGGCAAAAGAGCCAAGCGAAAAGGCUAGUGAAGAAGAAGAAGACGAAGAAGAAAAAGAACAAGAAGUUGUGGUAGGGAGAAAAAUUGAAAGUGGGAUAACAUUAGAUUCCGGAAUUGAUACUGAGCGUGAAAAUGGAAGCAGAGAGGACUUACGGGAAGAUGAAGAGGCUGUGAAACCUGAACCAGCAAAUGAUGCUGCUGCUACGGCAGGCGGCAAUUCUUUGAUCGGUCGAUUAGGCUGGUCUACUUCCAUUGAGGACUGUGAGUCUUCGCUAACUACUUCCGCAAUAUCAGGAAGCUCCGACCUUGAAGCUACUCAAACUCCCGCGGAUGCUCGGCCUUAUGAUGCUUUGAUACAGAGCUACGAAGAGGCAGGCUACGCAGCCACUGCAGACUCCAGAGAGUUUCCCAAUGAUUGUCUGAUUAGAGUAUCGGAACAGGAUUUUUCAGGUGUGAAGCCAAAGUCGUUGGAAGAGACCAAGGAAGCUGACUUGCAGUCGCUUAAUCAUCAGCUGGGGAAAUUGAGUUGUGAAAAGGGACUGGACACGCAGAAUUACAGUUGCAUGAACUGCGACCAUCCGAUAGGCAUGUCCUUUUCUAGGGCAUGGGUUUGCGGAUUCACAGGGGAGUAUUACUGCACCGAUUGCAUGGCAGAAGAAGAGUUCCUGAUUCCAUCGCGUGUUAUUCACAACUGGGAUCUCAAACGAUAUCCAGUUUCCCAAAAAGCUGCUCGAUACUUGAAUGACUGUCCUGCUCUACUCGACCUCAAGGUGAUCAAUCCUAGGAUAUACAUGGUGGUAGACGACAUGGCCCAGCUGCAGUCCCUUAGAAUUCAAUUAAACCUGCUCCGUGCCUACCUCUUCACGUGUCGCGAGCCAGUCAUCGAAUCUCUCCAAAAAAAGGUCACGCCGAGAGAUUACUUGUACGAACAUGUUCAUCAGUACUCGGUUUCUGACCUGGCAGACAUACCAAAUGGCAUAAUGGCUCAACAGCUUCAGAAGGUCGUUGAAUUUGCCAGGAAUCAUGUAACCAACUGUUGGCUCUGCAGUCAGAAAGGAUUUAUAUGCGAAGUCUGUGACAACCCAAAAGUAAUAUACCCAUUCGACAUGAGCUCAACUUACAGAUGCGCUGCCUGCAAUGCUGUGUUUCACAUUGACUGCAUGAACGCGAGUCAUCCUUGCCCAAAGUGUGAGCGAAGACGGAAACGCAUGGACCUUCCGCUCCUAGACUUGGGAAGUACAGACAUGCAGGCUGUGUCUGAUACACCUGGAGUAAUGGCUUCAAGUUAAUUUCGUAUUAAAAACUCACUGCUUUUUUUUUUAUAUAUAUACUGACUAUUGUAUAAGAAAAAGAAUCAAGGAAAUGGGUGUUUCAGGAUAUUUAGAAUUUUAUAAAUUUUAUAUUCUUAUGUGCUAAUGUCGUACCUUGUUGAAAGAGAAUUAUUCUUACUGUUAUAACUGAAAAAUUAUUAGUUUUUUAAUUUACUUAUUUAUUGUCCAUUAUCAGAAUAAAAUAUAUAUAUAUAUAUACUAUAUAUAUAUAUAUAUAUAGUAUUUUAAUAAUAGCGAAUAAUUUUAUUUUGUAAA
Molecule: messenger RNA, 3018 nt
Organism: Diprion similis
Lineage: Eukaryota; Metazoa; Arthropoda; Insecta; Hymenoptera; Diprionidae
Gene: Plekhm1
Exons: 3
Coding region: 595-2721 (708 amino acids)
Source: RefSeq, a predicted model, not a curated record